Ictalurus punctatus (channel catfish) is the source of this 4747-nucleotide messenger RNA. RefSeq names its product small ArfGAP2 (gene smap2). Gene Ontology annotation, molecular function: GTPase activator activity. The record is from RefSeq and is a predicted model, not a curated record. NCBI's taxonomy places the organism in Eukaryota, Metazoa, Chordata, Actinopteri, Siluriformes, Ictaluridae. Gene Ontology annotation, biological process: regulation of clathrin-dependent endocytosis. Bases 354 to 1655 code for a protein of 433 amino acids. The transcript is spliced from 11 exons.
GUGCUCUUGGAAAUUGAUUAUUGAAUAUAACUGUAGCGAUUAAAAGAGAGAGAGAGAGAGAGAGAGAGAGAGAGAGAGGGGAAAAAGUCGUAUUGAUGUUCAUGUUCGGAAUUUUGGAAGUAUUUUUAGACUGACUGAGGAGAAGUUGAGAAGCUAGGCGGUUCACAACGGCUAACGUUCACGCGCUUAGCCGGUCACGUCUAAAUCGCUCGUAAAACCUGUCAAUUUCGCUGGUUUAUCGCGGUGUUUGAGCUUUAACCACACGUUAUUCCUCUCAGCUUUGGAUAUCUGAAUCAGGAGACACCGAGUGGGACGCGUUGUGAAGAGGAGAAGAGGCGUGUAAAGGCGCAGAGAUGACGGGGAAAUCAGUGAAAGAUGUUGACCGUUAUCAGGCAGUUCUCUCAUCACUGCUGUCGCUGGACGAAAACAAGUUCUGCGCUGACUGUCGAGCUAAAGGUCCCAGAUGGGCGUCCUGGAAUUUAGGAAUCUUCAUCUGUAUCCGCUGUGCAGGAAUCCACCGGAAUCUCGGCGUUCACAUAUCCCGGGUCAAAUCUGUUAACCUGGACCAAUGGACACAGGAGCAAAUUCUGUGUAUGCAGGAGAUGGGGAACGCCAAGGCACGGCGCCUCUACGAGGCCUUUUUACCCGAGUGCUUCCAGCGUCCUGAGACAGACCAAUCAGCUGAGAUGUUCAUCCGGGACAAGUAUGAAAAAAAGAAAUAUAUGGACAAGUGUAUUGACAUCCAGACAUUCCGAAAAGAGAAGAGUGAGACAGUAACAAAAGAGCCACCUGUUGUUUUUGAGAAGAUGAAGCUGAAGAAGGAGGAGCCUCAGCACUACAAGAGUAGUCCAAAGAAGCAGUCUCAGUCAGUAAAUGAUCUUUUAGGACUAGACACUCCUGUUGCGUCUGCUCCUGUAGCCAACGGCAGUGCCAGUCCUGAGCAAAGUGUUGCACUGGAUCUGUUCAGUUCCCUGCCUACAGCCACCUCACAUUCAGCCAGAAGCACACCUGGCUCCAGUUCUGUGUCCAGCUCUAUGCCUAAAGGCCGGGCUGCAGCAUCCGUACCGGAGAACCUGAGCCUCUUCCUGGACCCGCCCUCCAAAAACGAAGAAAGCAGCAAAAAGCUAUCCAAAGACUCCAUCCUGUCACUGUACAGCAGCGUAACACCUCAGACCAACAUGACUGCUAAUGCUGGCAUGUACAUGGGGGCAGCUCAAAUGGGUUAUGCCCCUGCACCUGCCUAUGGGCACUACCAGGCUCUGGCCACACAGCAAGGAAUGAUGGGAACCAUGAUGGCCCCUCAGGUGAACAUGCUGGGGCAGCCAGGUGUCAUGGCACCAACAGGACUGGCCGCUCCAUCUCCGUAUACGGUGGGAGUGCAGGGGGGCAUGAUGGGAGUGCAGGGGGGCAUGAUGGGAGGUGUUGGGGCACUGCCACAGCAGGCGUACACAAUGCAGCAGACGCAGCAGCUGCAGUGGAACAUCACCCAGCCAGAUCUACUGUACAAAAUGAAUCAACACCAUCUGACCAAUCGGAAUCAAGACUUCAACAAGCACUGCGAUGACUCACCACAUGGCGGGUAUGAACGUUCACGGCCAGAACCGCAUGAUGGGAUACGGACAGCCCAUGGGCGGAGCCUCAGCUCCCAGCACUAAUCAAAUGCUCGGCUCUCACGUAUGGAAGUGAAAGCAUGCCGGGUUUAAAAAAAAAAAAGUGUAGGUUUUUCGGGAGCAUCGCAAUAAACUGUAAUGGAAUAAAGGGAGGCUUUUACAUACUCUUUAUCUAACAUUCCUUCAAUGGCAAAGAGGAAAUGUUAGUUUAGAGGAUCAACCUCAAGAGGAAGAGUUUCUACCUCCUGCGAUAUUUUUUUUUUUUUUUUUUUUUUUUUUUUUUUUCUUUUCUUUCUUUCUUUCUUUUUCUUUUUUUCCCAGACAUGAUGUGAUCCAAGAGUCCAGCAUCUCUCUCUCUCUCUUCUCUUCUCUUAGCAGCUACACCCCAAACACAGCAGCUCUCCUGAGCUCCACCCUAAACCCCACCUAGCGUCCUUCACUCCCUCAGACGUGCAGUAGCUGCGACUUUUUGUUUGCAUGUAGGUUCUGGGAUUUCAAGCUGUUCUUGCGUUUUCUUUUAUUUCACCGUUGUCUUUGCACUGUUACACUUCGUGGUACACGCUUAAUAAACCUGCAUGCACUGAUUGCUAAGCUUCACACAUAAAAAAAAAGACACUGAGAGACUAUAUAAUGCAUCAAGACGUAUUUGUCCAGCAUACACCUCAAGUAAUGUGAUGCUGCUGUUUUGGUCCUGGUGUUCCUGUCAAUAAUUAUUUUAUUUUUUUUUUGUUAUUUUUUUUUUUUCCUUUUUCCCGGCUGCUGUCGAUGUUGAAGCCUGUAUUAGACAGCUGGAUUGUUGUACUCUAUGUACCUUUUCUCUUCGUGUAAUCUAGGGUACUGUGAUGGAGCGGUAGUCCAGCUACUCUCCUUCUUCCCACUCAGGAGGGAAAUCUAAGAGAUGGAUUCUCAUCUCAAACUGAGAGAAAUCAUAGCCAAAGAAUGCAGAAUUAUUCAUUUCGGGGAAAAAAAAAAAUGUAUAAUGCUUGCAAGAACAGUUUUCUGGUGACAAGCUAUUGAUUAGUCCUGUGAUCUAUAAAUGUAUAUCUGAUGUAUGUAUAUGUGCUCACCUCAAGCUCUCAAUGCCACAUUUGAUUGUAUAAACACUGUAUAUAGGGUGCUCUCCAACUUCUGAGGGUCAGAUUUAAUGUGACUAAACAGCAGGGUUUGAAUCGUUUAAAUCGUACCUCUCGGCUUCAGUCUGUACAGAGACCAAAUGAAUGUUUCUCACUCACGUCCCGUGCUUCAGAUGGCCAUCGUUUUGUUCACGUGGUUGUUUUAGGUCACUGAGAUCCGGGCUAUAUUUACACGGCCUUACUUUGGCGAGGAACGCACGCCUCUGAUGCAGAGAUGUUAACUGUAAGGCUCGUUAACGCGCAACACGUGGGUCUUUUACGGUACAGCUUCUCUGAUCAUGUACUGUGUGAGACGCGAUCACGUGUAGACAGACGUCCAUCUUGCAAUUGCAUGUUAAUAGAUUUCACAGGAACAUGAAUGUGAUAAGGGAUUUUAUUUUAUUUUUUUAAAUAAGAUUUGGCAAUAUUUAGCUUCCACUGUGCUACACAUAGCAAAAAAAAAAAAAAUCUUUCGGAUAUUAUUGUGAGUACAUCUCUUGCUUUCAUGUUGUCUUUCACUCUUCUUUGAGAAUGACGCUGUGUAAUGUUGAAUGCUUCGUUAAGCGGAUUUAUUUCUACCACUAAAUGUGAAACCUUGUAUCUAUACACAUUCCAUGCUAUAACCCCCCCCCCAAAUAUCUUGAAUAUUUUACUUCCUUAUAAUCAUCAGGAAGUUAUAAAGGGAAAAAUCCACCCAGAACAAUUUCCGUGUAAUCAUGGGAUCUUGACUGGCUUCCAAGUUUGAUUUUUAUACUGAAAUUCUGAGUUGAUCUGGUCUAUUUUCACUUUGGUUACAGGUUGCAUAUGUUACCCACAAUACCAUUUAACGACCCACUAAUAGCGAUAUCUACGUAAAAAAGAGAGCAGUGCGGCAGCACUUUUAGUUCUUCAAACCGUCUAGCUCGAUCACUUCACCUGUACACUCUGCUCAAUCAGCAGUGACCUCUAACUAGAGAAGCCGAGUCUCUGCUCUAACUCGUAAAGCGGCCACGUUGUAUAGCCGAGUUGCAUUUUGGGGCUUUGAAUCCAGCUUUUGCUGCCUCCACUAAUUCUGUGUUGGAUUUCCACAUUAAUGCGAAAUUGAAUAAUAUAAAAUCCAACCACUGACCUCUCAGAUUAGCACCAGAAUCUCUAAACACAUCACAAAUAUUUCAAUAGAAACACGUAUUUCGGGGUGGAGUUUUCCCUUAAGGCACUUUGUUAAAGAAGCAUGCAUGUCUGGCUGAAUAAUCCAACACUGUUCGACCAUCACUGUUCAAGUUUCUAGGAGAAGAACUUACAGAUUGGUCAUUAAAAUGAUUCCAUAAGCAAACGACAACAUUGUAUUUCUGAAUGGCUUGGCAUGUUCAUCGGCCACUGAAUACUGAAACUGUUCAAAAAAGAGAUUGUGCUGAGCUUGUCUGAGAGAAAAUGUACCUUUUUCUGUGUAAAAACCAUAAAGCAAUACUGGAUUAGCAACAAAAGAUGGUGUACGCUGUUGCAUCAACAAGUCAAUGGAAUAGAAAUCGAACACUAUCGGCGGGAUUACUGUUGUAUCCACACGGUUGUAUCGAGUAGGUUGAAUAUCAACAACACACAACAUAACACAUCGCUUUUCUUCUUUACUUUAGAUAACUUAAAAUAAUGUUUUGUUUGUGGCGGAAACUGGUUUGUACCGUUUUGAUGUACUUGUAUUAAAGGUUCGAGGGCAGUUCAUGUUCAGUUAGAGGGAAUCAGUCUGAGGUAUGCCCUUUUCCUCUUUGGUGUACUGGUGCUAAUGUUCGUUAGGAAAGGACCGAGGCAUUACAGAUCAUAUUUCCUUCUCUGUGAAUUCUCAGUAGCAGAGCGAAGCAAAGACACUGCUGCAAUUCUUAAAGUUUAAUCGUCAAGGUUCAGCGUUAUAAACGCGUACAUUUUGUGGGUAACUGAAUGUGUAACGCUUAAUCAUGCCUGCUUCCUUUUGAUAUGUUUUAGGGUUUUCCAAACGUGUAUAUUACGAAGGCUGAAUUAAAUAAUAACGUAAUAAAGAAAUGUAUUUUAUCCUCA